AUGCUGCGACGUGCUCUCGUGCUCAUCUUCGGGUCCUUGCUUCCUGCAAGGGCAGCGCAAUGUCCGCCCGAUGCUGCGCCAUUCACGGCGCCCAGCGCCAUCUCCGAUGCGGAGCAGUUGAAGUAUGCCGACCUCUUCACUGUCGUCUACCACCCCACCUACAAGGUCAUCAAGUACAACCCAACGCAGGGGAAGUUCCAGAGUGGGUGGCCGAAUCCAAGUCUACGAAACCAGAGGAUCCCAGAUCUGGUGUUGUAUCAGUGCGGCACAACGCAGCCGACAAGCUCCUACAACGACGUUUCCGAUGAUGCCUGGUUCUUCUCCGUCCCGAUCGACAAAGCGGCACUGCCUUGGACUGGUUCUCUACACUUCUUCGAGCUGCUGUCAGUAACAGAGGCCAUCAAUGCCAUUGACAUGACCUACAUCUCCUCGCCUUGUGCGCAGUUGCUCGAAGAAUGCACCCCUGGAAUUCAUGCGGCGAACUCAGGGGCUGCAUGGCAGACCGCAGCCCAGAAUUCUGAGGCAGUCUUCACAGAUUCCUGGGGGACUGGAGCCAGCAAUACCACCAGGGACGUGGUCUUCGACGUGUCUCGGGACGCGGGCAUCCUGCCACGAGCGGAGUGGAUCAAGUUUCUGGCCUUGUUCUUCAACCUUGAGGUUGCUGCAGGUCAAGCUUUUUCCAAAAUUGAAUCGGACUACCUGUCCUUGCGAGCUGAAGGAACUCGGCUCCAGGAGGCCGCAGCCACAACCCCCAAUGUGGCAUGGGUUGCCUGGCAGGGCUGUGCAGAUGCGGCUUGCGAUGGGGUUGCAGCGGGCCAGUGGCGCCAGAAGGCAGAUGGCAAUUGGUGUCGCUGUGGCUCUGCUUACUUGAUCUACAACUCACACUUCCGCAGGGACAUCACCCAGGAUGCCGGGGCACGGUUGCUCACGAUGCCCGCGCAAGAAGGGCCGGGCUGUAGGUUCCUGACAAAUUCGGAUGGAUCUCAGACAUACGAGUGUCAGAGUGAAGGCCUGGAUCACUACUUGCAGCUGCUCGCGCAGGCGGAUAUGAUCGUUGAUGAGACAUAUGUGGUAAACCACGGACCGUACACCCUGGAUGAUUUCGUGGGGACCUUCGCCAGUCCAAAUCUCACAGAUCUCAGUAUGCAGGCCAAGCUGAAUUCGGCGGUGUAUCGCAUAGAUGGGUCCGUCAGUGACGCUAGGGACACCGGAGGCCAGGUCGGAAGCAACUGGUUUGAGGCCAUGCCUGUGCAGCCGCAGCAACUUCUCAGUGAUGUCAUGCAUGCCGUUUGGCGUGAAGCUUUCAAUGGCCCCUGCUCGCUGACGUACCUGAGGAACCUCUAUGCUGCGCAGGCUCGUGAUCCACUUGAGCAUUCAGACUGUCCUUUGUAUGACGCAGCCGGUACCCAUGACUGUGCCGGGAUUCACGACUAUGAGCACCAAAUUCACCAGUGCGCCAUUCCCCCUCAAGUGGGUGACAGCAGCGACGGAGACAACACCCUAGCGCUAGGGUUGGGCCUAGGAUUGGGGAUUCCCGUGAUCCUGCUGGCCGCUGGAGCAGUUGGAUAUUGCUACUGCAAGUCCAGCAAGAAGGGAGCUGCCCAAUCCCCUACGUCCCCUCCAAGCAGUGGAGGUG
Messenger RNA from Symbiodinium pilosum, 1636 nucleotides. The record is from the annotation of a GenBank genome assembly. NCBI's taxonomy places the organism in Eukaryota, Dinophyceae, Suessiales, Symbiodiniaceae.